This is a messenger RNA of Hyalella azteca, 866 nucleotides long. RefSeq names its product ER membrane protein complex subunit 6 (gene EMC6). The record is from RefSeq and is a predicted model, not a curated record. The transcript is spliced from 2 exons. NCBI's taxonomy places the organism in Eukaryota, Metazoa, Arthropoda, Malacostraca, Amphipoda, Hyalellidae. Bases 216 to 563 code for a protein of 115 amino acids. Gene Ontology annotation, cellular component: membrane; endoplasmic reticulum; EMC complex. Gene Ontology annotation, biological process: autophagosome assembly; protein folding in endoplasmic reticulum.
CAAAAUGAAGACUUGUCGUGUUAUUUUUUGAUUGAAUAAUAUCUAAUAACUUUGAGUACUGUAUUCAGAUUUCUUUUUAGAUUUCUUAUUAUAUUCUUAAAUUUUAUAGUAAUAUACAUUCAAAUAAAUACUAAAUACUCUUUUGAAUACUAAAAUCUUGAAGAAAGUAGAUUUACUAAGUUGCUGCAGUCAAAGCCCCAGCACACUGUAAAAAUAUGUCAGGACGCUUGAGGACGAGAGUUGACAAGGCGUCGGGUGACAGAAUAGCUUACAGUGAGGGUGCAAUCAGGAAUAAUUCUGCCAUCAUCGAAUAUUGCAGGACUUCUAUGGCUGCUCUUUCUGGGGCUACUUCAGGCAUACUGGGACUGACGAGUUUACAUGGCUUCAUAUUCUUUCUACUGGCGGGCUUCGUGUUGUGGCUGCUGCUGCUGAUCAAGGCAGGGAGUCAGUGGCAGCAGUUCUUCGUCAGCAGAAAGAACCUUCUCACGUCCGGCUUAACUUCAGGACUCUUCACCUACGUGCUUUUCUGGACCUUCUUGUACGGCAUGGUACACGUCUACUGAAGUGCAUUAGCCCUGAGACUGUUUCAUCUUAUUGUCUUCAUGUUUAAUAUUGUUCAGAUUUGUUUACGUAUUAACUGCCUAAGUUGAUAAUAUAAGUCGAGUUAUUACUAUUAUUAAUAGAUAUUAUGGUUAUUCAUUCAGUCCUCAUUCCUCACUACCUGCCAGUCCAAUUCAUAAGUCGAUGGCUGAGAUCAAUUCAGUUCGCCAUUUUGUUUAAAUUUUCCAAAAUUCAAGUUUGUUCUAAGUUAUGCAAUUCGUUCCUUAACAUUCAUCUUUGUACAAGACAUUAUACAAUCGUUUUUA